Messenger RNA from Onychostruthus taczanowskii (white-rumped snowfinch), 1323 nucleotides. RefSeq names its product ISL LIM homeobox 2 (gene ISL2). The coding region runs from base 67 to 1146 and encodes 359 amino acids. Gene Ontology annotation, biological process: positive regulation of transcription by RNA polymerase II; neuron fate specification; axonogenesis. NCBI's taxonomy places the organism in Eukaryota, Metazoa, Chordata, Aves, Passeriformes, Passeridae. Gene Ontology annotation, cellular component: nucleus. Gene Ontology annotation, molecular function: cis-regulatory region sequence-specific DNA binding; DNA-binding transcription factor activity, RNA polymerase II-specific. The record is from RefSeq and is a predicted model, not a curated record. The transcript has 6 exons.
CGCGGGUAGUGGUGAAGCGGCGGCUCCGCAUCCCGCAUCGCUGCCGGUGCGCAGGGGGCCGCCCGCAUGGUGGACAUCCUCCUCCCGCGGCCGCUCCCGGGCGCCAUGGGGGAGCCCUCCAAGAGGCGGCCGGGGCUGGCCCUGUGCGCGGGCUGCGGGGGCCGCAUCCAGGACCCCUUCCUGCUGCGGGUGUCGCCGGACCUGGAGUGGCACGUCGCCUGCCUCAAGUGCGCCGAGUGCGGGCAGCCCCUGGACGAGACCUGCACAUGCUUCCUGCGCGACGGCAAGGCCUACUGCAAACGGGAUUAUAGCAGGCUCUUCGGCAUCAAGUGCGCCCAGUGCCGGGCGGCGUUCAGCAGCAGCGACCUGGUGAUGCGCGCCCGCGACCACGUCUACCACCUGGAGUGCUUCCGCUGCGCCGCCUGCGGCCGCCAGCUCCUGCCCGGCGACCAGUUUUGUUUGCGGGAGCGCGACCUGCUCUGCCGCGCCGACCACGGGCCGCCCCCCGACGGCGCCGUCGCCCGCGGACCGCGGAGUCCCGCGCUGCCGCCGGCCGCAGCCGCGCACCUCGCAGAGCCGGUGCCCGGGCGACCGCCCGCCCCGCGGCCGCCGGCGCACAAGGCGGCGGAGAAGACCACCCGCGUGCGGACGGUGCUGAACGAGAAGCAGCUGCACACGCUGCGGACCUGCUACGCCGCCAACCCGCGCCCCGACGCCCUCAUGAAGGAGCAGCUUGUGGAAAUGACGGGGCUCAGUCCCCGCGUCAUCCGCGUCUGGUUCCAGAACAAGCGCUGCAAGGACAAGAAAAAGUCCAUUCUCAUGAAGCAGCUCCAGCAGCAGCAACACAACGACAAGACGAGCCUGCAGGGCCUCACCGGGACGCCGCUGGUGGCCGGCAGCCCCAUCCGCCACGAGAGCGCCGUGCAGGGCAGCGCCGUGGAGGUUCAGACCUACCAGCCGCCCUGGAAGGCGCUCAGCGAGUUCGCCCUGCAGAGCGACCUGGAGCAGCCCGCCGCCUUCCAGCAGCUGGUCUCCUUCUCCGAGUCCGGCUCCUUGGGCACCUCCUCCGGCAGCGACGUGACCUCGCUGUCCUCCCAGCUCCCCGACACCCCCAACAGCAUGGUACCCAGCCCGGCCGAGACGUGAAGCGGCCCGUCCGCCCCGCCGCGGGAUCUCCGCAUGCCUGCGCUCCCUGCAUGAGACACCCGGCCCCGGGCCGCUCCCAGAGCGCCGGACAAACGCCUUUGUUUUUUAAUUAUUCUUAUUUAAAAUCAAACAAAAAAAUAUGUUACUGUCGGCCAAAAAAGCACCGGGAUCCUCGCU